Perognathus longimembris pacificus (Pacific pocket mouse) is the source of this 3142-nucleotide messenger RNA. It is a transcript of the gene Heatr3, whose product is annotated as HEAT repeat containing 3. Bases 178 to 2229 code for a protein of 683 amino acids. Lineage: Eukaryota; Metazoa; Chordata; Mammalia; Rodentia; Heteromyidae. Gene Ontology annotation, biological process: ribosomal large subunit biogenesis; protein import into nucleus. The transcript has 15 exons. The record is from RefSeq and is a predicted model, not a curated record.
CUGCAGGCAUACUGUGCGCGUGCGCGCUGUUCCUCCAUGUGUGCCCCGGCGACUGGCAGGCACGGAUAGGCUGUGAUUUUAAAUCCCUUUGGCUGGAAGACGCCGGAACCAACUGGGAAGCCUCAGCCACCUACGGGUGCUUCCCUCUCUCCAUCUAUCCCCUCCGCAUACGUGGCCAUGGGCAAGAGUCGGACCAAGCGAUUCAAGCGACCUCAGUUCUCCCCUACGGGCAACUGUCAGGCCGAGGCUGCGGGAGCGGCGAAUGGGACCGAAGUCGAAGAGGACGACGGGCCGGCGGCGGAGCUGCUGGAAAAGCUCCAGCACCCGAGCGCUGAGGUUCGCGAGUGCGCCUGCGCGGGGCUGGCCCGCCUGGUGCAGCAGCGGCCGGCACUGCCCAUCUUGGCUCGCCGCGAUGCCGUCCGCCAGCUCGGGCCGCUGCUGCUCGACCCCAGCCUGGCGGUCCGGGAGACGGCGGCCGGCGCGCUGAGAAAUCUCAGUGCCUGUGGAGGUUUUGAAGUUUGUGAUGACAUGGUGACGAAGGAUAUCAUGACUCCCCUGGUGGCUCUGCUAAAAGAGUGUGGUGCUGGACUGGAAUCAAAUGAGAUGUCUCCACAGGAGAAGAAAGACCAGAACAGAAACUCUCUUGAGAACAUAGCCAAUGAGGCUGUGAACGUGCUGUGGAAUAUAUGUGAAUGCAGUAGUAGAGCAGUGUCUAUAUUCAACAAAGAAGGGUGUUUGGAGAUUGUGUUAAAGUAUUUAAGUAGGUUUCCCACCAAUGUUGACCUGGCUAUUUCAGUAGCAUAUUGUUUGCAGACAGUGACAGAAGAUAACCCAGAGCUACUGAAAUCUCUCAAUUCCACAGCAUUGCAUGGGCUGGAAUGUGCCAUGCUUUGUCCUGUCAGCUCCAUGGAGUACAUUCUGUUAAAGACUUUGGUGGCAGGCACAGUCUGGAAUCUAAAGGACAUUAUUCCAUCCAAGAGUCAGGCAGAGAUCAUAAAUGCCAUACUGAAGAUCUUAUCUGAAGUUUUAGAAGUGGAUGCUAUGGAAACAGUUAUUCAGAUGAAGGAGGCCGAGACCCAGAGGAUGAAGAUGGCUGCGGAGACUGAGGAAGUCCUGGAGCAUGCUAGUGGCAUUAAUGGCGCUGAUCUGGUUGAAGAUGAUGAAAUGGAGGAAACUCCUCGAAAGAGAAAAGUCAGAAGAAAAACUUUUAUUUCUGAUUUACUUCCACCCACUGACAAGGAACUGAGAGAGACCACAGCCUUGCUAGCAGCUCAGCAGACCGCUCUGGAAGUGAUUGUCAACAUGUGCUGCAGUGAAGAUCCCUCAGACAAUGAGUGGGAAGAGCUGUCGAGCAGCGAUGAAAGCGAUGCUUUCAUGGAGACUUCCUUUAGUGAGGAUGGUGGGCAGCUACUGACCCCACUGUGCCUGUCCCACGAGAUUCACUCUGCUCUCACCAACUGCCUCAUCCCAAAGAAGGUAUUUGAGAAAACUGCCUUUCCAAGCAGUGCUGCUGUUGACAUGUGCUCCCAGAGCCCUACCUGGAAACCUUUGAUUAGAAAGAUGAACACUGUACAGUGUAGAGCCCUUGUGUGCCUCCAGAGUCUGGUGUCCCUCCUCGAUGUGGAUCACCUGGGAGGAGCUCCAGCUCUCCAGACACUUGCGCAACACCUGUCAGAGCUGCUGUUUUCUCAGCCAGAUUUUGCUGACCACCCUGACUUUCUGGAAGCAAUAAGCAGUGCCUUGAGGGCCCUUUUGCAAACAAUGGCCUCCAAUAACCUUCCCCAGUGCAUGACGCCCGAGCAGCUGAUGACGCUGUGCAGAGCUGGCAUUGGGAGCACCAAUGUUGGGGUUCGAGUGAACCUUGUCAGUAUUUCAGGAAUCAUUGGCAGCGUGCUGGCCAAAGAAGGUGGGACACUUGAAACUCUUAAGACCAUUGGGAGCUUUCUGCUUGAGGUUGCCACCAAAGACCCUUCCCUCGUGGUUGCAGGAGAAGCUCUGGAUGCCCUCUUCGAUGUCUUCGCGGAUGGAGAGGAAGCUGAAAAGGCCUCAAUUCAAAUAAAAUUGCUCUCUACUCUUAGAGAAUUUCAGCCCAUCUUCAAAAUGAAGAUCCGAAAGGAGGGGAGAGGUAAAUACAGUCCAGAUCAGCUGUGUGUUCUUGACAAUGUGAAGAUGAACUUGAGAAGGUUUAUCGCUUAUCAAGAAACUGUGGAGAAAAGACUGACUUCCUGAGCCAUCAGGAGAGUGCCAAGACUCUCCUGCGGGCACGGUCAGAGUGCUGUGUGUGGUAUGGGAAGACCUGGCUCUGUCCCCAGUACCACAGAAAGAGAGAGACCAACUUCCCAAAGGAGUUGAUGCUGCAGAUAUGUGCUUCCAAAAGCUAUUGUCAUGCUCAUACUUUGAACUUUAAUUUGAAGUUCAUAAAAAAAAAAAGUAAAACCUGUAAGAAAAGCAUGCUUGGGCAGUGGGAUCUGUGCAUUUGUCUAUGUGUCUCCCACGAACUUCAGUCCCCGAGAACAGAGGCAAUAUGGUGUGGUCCCAAGUGGUUUUGUAUGUUGUGAUAAUUAUUUGGUGCUUCAGGAGCUGGAACUCCGGGCCAUGCACACACUCUGCUCUGAACGGCAUGCCUGGCCCUCAACCAUUUCCUGGGCAGUAUAGAAACUUUCAAGAAUCAUGCCCUUGAAUUUUGCAAGAAAGCUAAGUCUCAACCAUUGCCUGGGUACUUUUUUAAGCGCUAUUAUUUUCAUUAGAUGAAACUAACUGGGUCCUAUUAGUAUAUAGCACUUCAGGACCCUGUUGUGAAGAAGUAAUUGAAUUAAUUUGUGUCACUCAGGGGCUGGCACUGGUGAGCUACUGAGGUAACAGUAAUCUCAUGGUGAUCUGAUCAAUUCCUGCCUUGAUUUAAUAUGGUAUUGAGUCAGAAUUGUAAAACAUAUUUUGAAUAAAUAACAUUUUCAUUAUAAGCUUUGUGUCUUAUACAUUCCUUUUUGUAACACACACACACAUACACCUAUUCCUGGGUGGCCUACCUCUCCUUUGUGUAGGGUAUUGGAAAAGCCUGGUGGCAGCCAUACCUCAGAAGUCCUGAAAGUAUGAGGUGACAGCUGGCUUGUGGCAGGAACUUUCCUGGAUCUGCAAGCCAGCC